GCAAAAUUCUAGUGCUCCUCGGGCACAAUAUGAUUUUCCAUCAAAAAUAAAACAAAAAAUCCUAAACCCUAGAUUAUUAUUUUUUAUUAAAUAAAUCACAUCCGUCGCCGGGAAGUUCAUCGGAACCGCUUAAUCUCAGGUUGCUUUAAUCAAACAGCCGCAUUAGAAGCGACCAAAUGGACAAAGGGGUUUUUUGGAUGCCGAAAAGCAGUGUACAUGCGAGUGGUGUAGAUGCGGUUCUUGAUAAUAGCCCGUCUAAGAUGGAACCUAAACGAGCCCGUCACUGGUUCUUAGACCCUUCUGAAGCCGAUUUUUUUCCUAGCAAAAAGCAGGCCCUCCAAUCUUCAAACGCGAAGCCUGAGCCCGAUAUCAUGAUCCCUGUAUCUCUUCCUUGGGAAAGCAGCUCCGGGUUCUCUCCCGGGCCCACCACCCAAUUCAUGGACCGGCUUUUUGGAUCCGAGACAAUCGAUAGCAGCAGUAUGCAACCAGAUGGCUCGAACAUAAGGACAAAAGCUGAGGGUGAACAUUUUGAUAACGAUGUUGAUGGUUUAUCGAUGUCUUAUCCCUUGGUGGACCCCACGUUGACCUACGGCAGCCUUAGAAAGGUCAAAGUCAGUCAAGUGAACGAUGAUGCAUCUCUUGACCAGGGUUAUCACGAGACGAGCGAGAGCACGUUCGACGCUUAUUGUAAGGAAAGUGAGAAUAUGGCGUUGAUGGGUGGCCUUUCCUAUGAAAUUGGGGGGGAAGAAGAAGCGAAUGUCAGGUCAGUGGGGCCCACCUUCGGCUAUCAAGACGAGUCUGCGAUCGAAGCUCUGGCCAAGCCUGUUGUUGGUAGCUAUAGCUUGUUGUACGAACAACAAUCUUCUUCUGCUGCUCAGACAUUGGAAGUAGUGCCCAGCAAAAAGGAAGUAGUGGAUGUGCCGAAUUUCGAUGCUUCUUUGAGCAUUUCUCGUGCGCAUAAAUCCAAAAUCGAGUCUAAGAAUAAAUCGGAAACAAAAUCGGCCAGGAAAGAAGCACCAAACAGUUUCCCGUCUAACGUUAGGAGCUUGAUAGCUACAGGUAUUCUGGAUGGGGUUCCGAUUAAAUAUGUUUCUGUGUCACGGGAGGAGCUUCGAGGGAUUAUCAAAGGUUCGGGUUACCUCUGUGGGUGUGAGUCUUGUAAUUACUCUAAGGCACUUAAUGCUUAUGAAUUUGAGCGUCAUGCGGGUUGCAAGACAAAGCACCCGAAUAACCACAUAUACUUUGAGAAUGGCAAGACCAUAUAUCAGAUAGUUCAGGAGUUGAGAAGUACCCCAGAGAGUAUGUUAUUUGAUGCCAUACUGAAUGUAACUGGGUCUCCUAUCAACCAGAAUGCCUUCCGCAUUUGGAAAGAAUCAUUUCAAGCUGCAACUCGCGAGCUUCGGCGUAUUUAUGGGAAGGAAGAGCUCAACCUAUGAUAGAAAUUUCAAAUUGCAACCGGAUACAGAUUCAUGCAGGGGAUGAUAUUGUAUCUUUUUUUUUUGGCCGGACAGAACUUGAAUCCGGUAAGCUAUGUAAAUAGUGUGUGGAUAACCAAUUUUGGAUUUAUGUUAAUUUCAAAUGCAGAGCUGCUCGAAUAGGGGAAUCGUGGUUUCAACCUUGGUUAGACUGCUUUACAUAAAUUUUUUUGAAUAAUCCUGUGAAUUAUUAUCAAAUUAACUCAAUGUAGAGUUGAAACAACAUCACUUGAUAUUGUACAAAAGAGAAAAAAAUUGACGGGCCGUACUGAAAACUGCUUUGAAGUGAAAAUAUUUUGAGAUAGUAAGCAUG
Molecule: messenger RNA, 1788 nt
Organism: Striga asiatica
Lineage: Eukaryota; Viridiplantae; Streptophyta; Magnoliopsida; Lamiales; Orobanchaceae
Source: the annotation of a GenBank genome assembly